Molecule: messenger RNA, 2157 nt
Organism: Symbiodinium sp. CCMP2592
Lineage: Eukaryota; Dinophyceae; Suessiales; Symbiodiniaceae
Source: the annotation of a GenBank genome assembly
AUGCCCCAACCUUGUCGCCUUCUUGUGGAAGCUGUGCUUGAGGUUCAAGGUGGUCUUGAAGCUGACGUCGAGAGGGAGCAGCUCCCCGGCUGCAACCUCGCGGACCGUUUAAGCAACGCCGAUUUGGAGGGUUUGCAGCUCCUCCGUGCGGCUAGCGCGGAGCUGAGCGAUGGAGCGGAGGCGCCGGAAAAGGCGCCGGGAGUACAGCUCCUUUGGCCGGAGGUCGCGCAGCUUUGGCUGGGCUGCUGGCUGCCAGGGAUGCCGAAGUACUUGUCGCCAAGCGUCAGCACCUAUCUGCACUGUGCCAAGGGGCUUCUAUCUCGCAUGACGUGGGGAGCUGGACAGGACAACGGCACUGCUAUGCCCACCACCUCCGUCAGCACCGCUCAGGGUGCUGCCGUGGACGAGGAGGAGCAGCAAAAGCCCGGCAAGGUGGCGGCUGAGCUGCUGCAGGCACUGAAGCUCAUUGGGCCGGACAAAGGCGCCUUGGCCAGUGCUCAGCUGCUUGCUCUACGCCUGACCGCCGAGGGCAAGGUGGGUCUAAGCCCAGCGAAUGUGAUUGCUCUGAACCUGUUCCUCUCAGAUACCAGCUUCCACAGUGAGGUCAACACGGCCAUGGUGUCGCAGUUCUCGCAGCAGCCUCUACCAGCGGUGCGCGAGCGUGCUGCCGAUAUUUAUGCGGCCCACGCCCAGCUUUCUGCUGCCAUCCAAGCGCUACCUGCACGGAAGGUCGUUUGCUUCCGAUCCAUCCGCUUCGCGGGCGGGAUGCGCGACUUCCUGCGUGGCCACAGACUCGGCAUGGAUUGCUAUCGGCCGGGUAGCAUCGUGAUGUGGAGGCACGCCGCCUCCUGCACACAGGAUCCAGCGCUGGCGGAAGAGCUCGCACUCCAUGGCGAGCCCGCAUCUGCCUCCGGAGUGGUCUUCAAGAUACGCCGUGCAGCAAGCGCGCGGCCAGUCGCAGAGUUCUCUGCCACCCCGGAGCAUCAGGAGGUGCUGUUUGCACCCGGCACCAUUUUCCGAGUGGUGGGUUUCUACCCAUGCAACCAGCAAAGUUUGAGGCACUUCGCAGCAGCAUGCUCGCCUCUGCUUCUUGAGCGCCACUUCCCGGAUCAGCUUGCCAUGGAGAGGACGGCGCCUCCUCAACAUUAUCUGGGACAGCUGGCGGAUCUUGUGUCCGAAGCACAGACUGCACGCACACAAUCGUGCCCGGAUACCGCUGUUAGAAGUCGGCCGCCCAGGAGGGCAAAUCAGUGGGGUGAACUGCCAUGCCGUGGCUGUGGAGAGCAUCUACCGCCACACCGAUUUUCGUUCCAGAGAAGCUUGUGCAAAAUGUGCUAUGCAUCAAACGCUCGCGCUUAUUAUCGGACCUUGCGAGGAAACAUGGUCCUUCUUGUGAACUCAGCACGGACGAGAUCAAGAAGGAAGGGUUGGUCAUGCAGCCUACAGAUGGAACAUGUGCUGCAAAUGCUACUGCAGCAGGAAGGCCGAUGCGCCUAUUCUGGAGUGCCAAUGGAGAUUCUUUUCCCCAACUCAAACUGGCGCAUGUCCUUGGAACGACUGGACAACUCCAGAGCAUACUGCCAACGGAACUGUGUUCUGGUGGCCGCUGAGUUCAACUCUCCAGAUCACACCAGAAGGCCUGGUGUGCACCAGGAACACGUGCGGGGAUCGUCACAGUGGUCUGCUGAAAAAGUUGGGUCUAUACGUGACGCAUGUAGCUCAGUCGUGCAUCUGGAGGUGCUCAAGGAGAAUGUUGCAGUGGCUCGACACAGAAGCGAUGGGUCAAGUCUUUUCCCGUACAACAGGACGUUGCGAGGAAAGUCGAAACUGUUGGCAGCCAGUGCGCAAACGCGAUCGAGAAGGAGGGGGGAAGAGUGCGAAAUCAACUACACUGACAUUCUACAGAUGCUCUUGGAGCAGCAGGGCCGAUGCUUCUAUUCUGGAAUACCGUUGCAGUGGUACCCACACACCGACUGGAUGAUGUCGUUGGAGCGCUUGGACAACAAUUUGGGAUACGUUGAAGGGAACUGCGUCUUAAUCGCGAACGAGUUCAACACUACAGACCACAGUCGGCAUGCAGUGGGAGAAGUCCGUGGGUCGUCGCAGUGGUCACUGGCGAAGGUACUGCACGUUUGGGGCAGAGCUGGCUUUCUUUGA